CUUUCAUUAGCAACAGGACCUGGGAUUUUGUCGGACCACCAGCGAUCAUACCACAGCUGCUCAAAAGUCGCUUAGGUCACUCGUUUUGCCCAUUCUAACAUUCAAUCGAAUGCCUCUUUUUACAGUCUUGAUUAUGUGGUUUUAUCUGCGCCGAACUUGGUGCAAAACCACGCCCACGAGUAGCCUAGCAAAAGCCGCGCUGAUUGGACAGUUUGUUCUGACGUGACUCUUCAGGAAGUAAACACGACAAUUUCGGGUUAGCUAUAUAGCUAGUAUCAAAUAAGAAACGUGUGUGAAGAGUAACUCCUAGCGACAUCAACAGACUGCCAAUCAUUAUUGAUUUACCUCGCAGCCAGUGGACUGAAGAUUGUCGACACUGCUGGAAGUAUUUUCAAGCUAUUAGCUAGCAAGUUUACAUUCGCAAGUAGCUAGCUAGCUAAUCGACCAUCAUCAUCAUCAUCAACGAUAUUGCUAACUAACGUUAACCCCAACUAAGGGCUUUCCCGUUGUCACUUGUGCUACCGUCGCUGCUCCAAUAUGCCUCGUGAGUGCGCUGUUAAAAUGUGCGACAACAAACAAAAGACUUGGUCGGCGCUAAUGUUUCACCGACUUCCGUUGAGUAAUCCGGACCGAUUGAAACUAUGGAUGGUUGCUCUGAACAAAGAUGCGAAUACCCCGACCGAUGACCUCAGAAAGUUACUCGUGUGCUCGGAACAUUUUCUACCGGGGGACUAUUAUGAGAAGCUGGGACAGGACAGACACAGCAGGAUGAGAAUAAUGAAAAGUUUCCUGAAGGAUACGGCGGUGCCGUCAGUGGCCAUUCACACCACGCCAGGACAACGUGGAAUAAUGGCGGUUGAGACAGGAGACGUACCUCCAGCUGUAGACGAUCCACCAGGGACUGACUCCCUAUCUGCUCCAACCCCACAGCAUGGAGGGGCAGGUGUUGCUACGGCUACGACGGGGUUCCUCUCCCACCUGGGUCUGAGGCUGACAGAGCCUGCUUCAACCUCUGGAACGUACGUGGCUCUGGUACCCACGUGUACACUUAGUAAGAACAUCCCCUUCACGACUACGACGGGGGGCGCAUGCAGAAGGAAACGAACAAAGACCAACGUUCCUGUGGCGCGCAGGAAGAAAGGUCAAAUGGACUCAGCCGCUAAGAAGACUUCAGUGAAGGACUGUACCAGUACGACCUCUACUGCUGGUUCCACUGUCUCGCCUUUCACCACCUCCAGCCCCUCCACCUCCAGCCAGGGAUCCAGCUCUGACAGUAAGGUGUCAGGAGAACCGGACGGAGAACCGGACGGAGAACCGGACGGAGAAGGAGGAUGGAACGAAAGGAAAUGGAUCGUGAACGAGUCGAAACUCAAGGAGCUUUUCCAGACGUGUCACCAGUGCGGCGCUGCCUUGCGUAACAGAACGAUAACCGCUUUGGGUUACAGCCAAAUCAAAGUGACGUGGACUUGUCCCGAUAAGCACAGAGGAGAGUGGCAGUCGUGUUCCGAUGCUUUCGCUAUCGGUCACUACCUGCAGAUGGUUGGUUACAGAGUGUUGCUAGACUCCAUGAAUAGUCAGUUUGUAAGUCAUGAUGACUAAGUAUCUACUACAGAAUGUCAUCUAGUAAAUACCAGGGUCGGAGUAGCCUCCUAUUACCAGACUGAUGACAGUCUGUGGAGAAAAACACAAUGGAAACUUACAGGACUUCACUGUGGAUGUACCGGGUCGGGGUACUUCACUGUGGAUGUACCGGGUCGGGGUACUGCACUGUGGCCGUACCGGGUUGGGGUACUUCACUGUGGAUGUACCGGGUCGGGGUACUUCACUGUGGAUGUACCGGGUCGGGGUACUUCCCUGUGGAUGUACCGGGUCGGGGUACUUCCCUGUGGAUGUACCGGGUCGGGGUACUUCCCUGUGGAUGUACCGGGUCGGGGGACUUUGCUGUGGAUGUACCGGGUCGGGGUACUUCGCUGUGGAUGUACCGGGUCGGGGUACUUCGCUGUGGAUGUACCGGGUCGGGGUACUUCGCUGUGGAUGUACCGGGUCGGGGUACUUCGCUGUGGAUGUACCGGGUCGGGGUACUUCGCUGUGGAUGUACCGGGUCGGGGUACUUCGCUGUGGAUGUACCGGGUCGGGGUACUUCGCUGUGGAUGUACCGGGUCGGGGUACUUCGCUGUGGAUGUACCGGGUCGGGGUACUUCGCUGUGGCCGUACCGGGUCGGGGUACUUCGCUGUGGCCGUACCGGGUUGGGGUACUAGUGGAUUGUCAGAACCUGAGGCGGUGGGUAUGUUCCCUGCUGAUAUAUCUGAAUAAUAUCAGGUCUAACAUAAAAAUGUUACUGCCAUUAACUAGUGACCAGAGCCCUAUUCCCUAUAUAGUGAACUACUGGUGACCAGAGCCCUAUUCCCUAUAUAGUGAACUACUAGUGACCAGAGCCCUAUUCCCUAUAUAGUGAACUACUAGUGACCAGAGCCCUAUUCCCUAUAUAGUGAACUACUAGUGACCAGAGCCCUAUUCCCUAUAUAGUGAACUACUAGUGACCAGAGUCCUAUUCCCUAUAUAGUGAACUACUAGUGACCAGAGCCCUAUUCCCUAUAUAGUGAACUACUAGUAACCAGAGCCCUAUUCCCUAUAUAGUGAACUACUAGUGACCAGAGCCCUAUUCCCUAUAUAGUGAACUACUAGUAACCAGAGCCCUAUUCCCUAUCUAGUGAACUACUUUAGACCAGAGCCCUAUUCCCUAUAUAGUGAACUACUAGUGACCAGAGCCCUAUUCCCAAUAUAGUGAACUACUAGUAACCAGAGCCCUAUUCCCUAUAUAGUGAACUACUAGUGACCAGAGCCCUAUUCCCUAUAUAGUGAACUACUAGUGACCAGAGCCCUAUUCCCUAUAUAGUGCACUACUAGUGACCAGAGCACUAUUCCCUAUAUAGUGAACUACUAGUGACCAGAGCCCUAUUCCCUAUCUAGUGAACUACUUUAGACCAGAGCCCUAUUCCCUAUAUAGUGAACUACUAGUGACCCAGAGCCCUAUUCCCUAUUAUGUGAACUACUAGUGACCAGAGCCCUAUUCCCUAUAUAGUGCACUACUAGUGACCAGAGCCCUAUUCCCUAUAUAGUGAACUACUAGUGACCAGUGCCUUAUUCCCUAUAUAGUGAACUACUAGUGACCAGAGCCCUAUUCCCUAUAUAGUGAACUACUAGUGACCAGAGCCCUAUUCCCUAUAUAGUGAACUACUAGUGACCAGAGCCCUAUUCCCUGUAUAGUGAACUACUAGUGACCAGAGCCCUAUUCCCUAUAUAGUGAACUACUAGUGCCCAGAGCCUUAUUCCCUAUAUAGUGAACUACUAGUGACCAGAGCCCUAUUCCCUAUAUAGUGAACUACUAGUGACCAGAGCCCUAUUCCCUAUAUAGUGAACUACUAGUGACCAGAGCCCUAUUCCCUAUAUAGUGAACUACUAGUGACCAGAGCCAUAUUCCCUAUAUAGUGAACUACUAGUGACCAGAGCCAUAUUCCCUAUAUAGUGAACUACUAGUGACCAGAGCCCUAUUCCAUAUAUAGUGAACUACUAUAGACCAGAACCCUAUUCCCUAUAUAGUGAAUUACUAGUGACCAGAGCCCUAUUCCCUAUAUAGUGAACUACUAGUGACCAGAGCCCUAUUCCCUAUAUAGUGAACUACUCGUGACCAGAGCCCUAUUCCCUGUAUAGUGAACUACUUGUGACCAGAGCCCUAUUCCCUAUAUAGUGAACUACUCGUGACCAGAGCCCUAUUCCCUACAUAGUGAACUACUCGUGACCAGAGCCCUAUUCCCUAUAUAGUGAACUACUAGUGACCAGAGCCCUAUUCCCUAUAUAGUGAACUACUAGUGACCAGAACCCUAUUCUCUAUAUAGUGAACUACUAGUGACCAGAGCCCUAUUCCAUAUAUAGUGAACUACUAUAGACCAGAACCCUAUUCCCUAUAUAGUGAAUUACUAGUGACCAGAGCCCUAUUCCCUGUAUAGUGAACUACUCGUGACCAGAGCCCUAUUCCCUAUAUAGUGAACUACUCGUGACCAGAGCCCUAUUCCCUAUAUAGUGAACUACUUGUGACCAGAGCCCUAUUCCCUAUAUAGUGAACUACUCGUGACCAGAGCCCUAUUCCCUACAUAGUGAACUACUAGUGACCAGGGCCCUAUUCCCUAUAUAGUGAACUACUAGUGACCAGAGCCCUAUUCCCUAUAUAGUGAACUACUAGUGACCAGGGCCCUAUUCCCUAUAUAGUGAACUACUAGUGACCAGAGCCCUAUUCCCUGUAUAGUGAACUACUAGUGACCAGAGCCCUAUUCCCUAUAUAGUGAACUACUAGUGACCAGGGCCCUAUUCCCUAUAUAGUGAACUACUAGUGACCAGAGCCCUAUUCCCUAUAUAGUGAACUACUAGUGACCAGAGCCCUGUUCCCUAUAUAGUGAACUACUAGUGACCAGAGCCCUAUUCCCUGUAUAGUGAACUACUAGUGACCAGAGCCCUAUUCCCUAUAUAGUGAACUACUAGUGACCAGAGCCCUAUUCCCUAUAUAGUGAACUACUAGUGACCAGAGCCCUAUUCCCUAUAUAGUGAACUACUAGUGACCAGAGCCCUAUUCCCUAUAUAGUGAACUACUAGUGACCAGAGCCCUAUUCCCUAUAUAGUGAACUACUAGUGACCAGAGCCCUAUUCCCUAUAUAGUGAACUACUAGUGACCAUGGCCCUAUUCCCUAUAUAGUGAACUACUAGUGACCAGAGCCCUAUUCCCUAUAUAGUGAACUACUAGUGACCAGAGCCCUGUUCCCUAUAUAGUGAACUACUAGUGACCAGAGUCCUAUUCCCUAUAUAGUGAACUACUAGUGACCAGAGCCCUAUUCCCUAUAUAGUGAACUACUAGUGACCAGGGCCCUAUUCCCUAUAUAGUGAACUACUGGUGACCAGAGCCCUAUUCCCUAUAUAGUGAACUACUAGUGACCAGAGCCCUAUUCCCUAUAUAGUGAACUACUAGUGACCAGAGCCCUAUUCCCUAUAUAGUGAACUACUAGUCACCAGAGCCCUAUUCCCAAUAUAGUGAACUACUAGUGACCAGAGCCCUAUUCCCUAUAUAGUGAACUACUAGUGACCAGAGCCCUAUUCCCUAUAUAGUGAACUACUAGUGACCAGAGCCCUAUUCCCUAUAUAGUGAACUACUAGUGACCAGAGCCCUAUUCCCCAUAUAGUGAACUACUAGUGACCAGAGCCCUAUUCCCUAUAUAGUGAACUACUAGUGACCAGAGCCCUAUUCCCCAUAUAGUGAACUACUAGUGACCAGAGCCCUAUUCCCUAUAUAGUGAACUACUAGUGACCAGAGCCCUAUUCCCUAUAUAGUGAACUACUAGUGACCAGAGCCCUAUUCCCUAUAUAGUGAACUACUAGUGACCAGAGCCCUAUUCCCUGUAUAGUGAACUACUAGUGACCAGAGCCCUAUUCCCUGUAUAGUGAACUACUCGUGACCAGAGCCCUAUUCCCUAUAUAGUGAACUACUCGUGACCAGAGCCCUAUUCCCUAUAUAGUGAACUACUUGUGACCAGAGCCCUAUUCCCUAUAUAGUGAACUACUCGUGACCAGAGCCCUAUUCCCUACAUAGUGAACUACUAGUGACCAGGGCCCUAUUCCCUACAUAGUGAACUACUAGUGACCAGAGCCCUAUUCCCUAUAUAGUGAACUACUAGUGACCAGAGCCCUAUUCCCUAUAUAGUGAACUACUAGUGACCAGAGCCCUGGUAAGAAGUAUUGCUCUAAAUGGGGGAUUUGGGAAGCAGGCUAUGGACACAAGUCCAGAUACCUCACUUCCUGUCCAGCGUGUUUCAUUGUCAGCUACUUCCUGUUUAUCGACUCAUGUACUGUUUUACCCAACCCUUCUGAUUGGAUGAUGGUGUGAGGAGAGGAGGCGGGUGGUGGGAGAGAGAUAACUGUUAAGCUAUAUCUAUCCCCAACCGACCAUGACCUUCUACUGAGCCCGUCCGCUAUGUAUUGUAACGUAAACUGAGAUUCCUGUCUGAAGGUAUAUUGACUUCUCUCUCCAGGACCCCUCACCUUGGGGAACUUCCCAUAACUUACUCAAAGACAUUCACUUUUUGGAAGUUGGCCAAUAGCUACUUAAGGCCAAUAGUUUUAGACCUCGUGGCCAAGAAACCCCUCCUAACUAUUCUUCUAGCCCAUAUUAAUAGGUGAGGUUAAAACAAGGUCCCUCAGGAAAAAUAAAGGAUAUUCUAUUCUGCUAUAUUCUACUGUAUGUUCUACAGUAUUCUACUGUAUUAUGUUCUACAGUAUUCUACUGUAUUAUGUUCUACCGUAUUCUACUGUAUUAUGUUCUACAGUAUUCUACUGUAUUAUGUUCUACAGUAUUCUACUGUAUUAUGUUCUACAGUAUUCUACUGUAUUAUGUUUUACUGUAUUAUGUUCUACAGUAUUCUACUGUAUUAUGUUCUACAGUAUUCUACUGUAUUAUGUUCUACAGUAUUCUACUGUAUUAUGUUCUACAGUAUUCUACUGUAUUAUGUUCUACAGUAUUCUACUGUAUUAUGUUCUACAGUAUUCUACUGUAUUAUGUUCUACAGUAUUCUACUGUAUUAUGUUCUACAGUAUUCUACUGUAUUAUGUUCUACAGUAUUCUACUGUAUUAUGUUCUACAGUAUUCUACUGUAUUAUGUUCUACAGUAUUCUACUGUAUUAUGUUCUACAGUAUUCUACUGUAUUAUGUUCUACAGUAUUCUACUGUAUUAUGUUCUACAGUAUUCUACUGUAUUAUGUUCUACAGUAUUCUACUGUAUUAUGUUCUACAGUAUUCUACUGUAUUAUGUUUUACUGUAUUAUGUUUUACUGUAUUACGUUCUACAGUAUUCUACUGUAUUACGUUCUACAGUAUUCUACUGUAUUACGUUCUACAGUAUUCUACUGUAUUACGUUCUACAGUAUUCUACUGUAUUAUGUUCUACAGUAUUCUACUGUAUUAUGUUCUACAGUAUUCUACUGUAUUAUGUUCUACAGUAUUCUACUGUAUUAUGUUUUACUGUAUUAUGUUCUACAGUAUUCUACUGUAUUAUGUUCUACAGUAUUCUACUGUAUUAUGUUCUACAGUAUUCUACUGUAUUAUGUUCUACAGUAUUCUACUGUAUUAUGUUUUACUGUAUUAUGUUCUACUGUAUUCUGCUAUAUUCUACUGUAUUAUGUUCUACUAUUUUAUGUUCUACUGUAUUCUACUAUAUUAUAUUCUACUAUAUUAUAUUCUACUAUAUUGUACUAUAUUCUAUUGUACUAUAUUCUAUUCUAUUUGGCUUUCUAGUAUGUUCGACUCGAUUCUACUUUAUUGUGCUAUAUUCUAUUCUACUAUAUUAUACUGUGUUCAAUACUACUACAUUCUAUUGUAUUGUAUUCUACUAUAUUAUACUGUUACAUUCUACUACAUUCUAUUGUAUUAUAUUCUAUUCUACUAUAUUCUAUUCUGCUCAAUUCUACUAUAUAAGACUAUAUUCUACUAUAUUAGACUCUAUUCUACUAUAUUAGACUCUACUCUACUAUAUUAGACUCUAUUCUACUAUGUUAGACUCUACUCUUUUCUACUCUAUGUAUUGUGUCAAACUCCUACUCCUUACAGUACUAACUGUUUAGUCUUUCCUUAGUAAGAGACAGGAAGUAGAGGGGUGACUGACGAGGUGACACCAAACUGUCUGCCCUCCGGGUCAAAAUGCUAUACGCUCUUAAAGUCCAACCUCAAAACAUAAAUGGGGAAAAAACAAAACCUAUAACACUUAUCUAAUUGUUUAAAUAUUCAUUAUAUAUUAACAAUUCAUUCUUCAUUAACUGAUUCAUUGUUUAAAUAAAAUAAAUCUUAGUGUUA
Molecule: messenger RNA, 7889 nt
Organism: Salvelinus fontinalis (brook trout)
Lineage: Eukaryota; Metazoa; Chordata; Actinopteri; Salmoniformes; Salmonidae
Exons: 4
Coding region: 538-1599 (353 amino acids)
Source: RefSeq, a predicted model, not a curated record